Messenger RNA from Grammomys surdaster, 1982 nucleotides. Its product is annotated as sodium-dependent glucose transporter 1. The coding region runs from base 98 to 1531 and encodes 477 amino acids. The record is from RefSeq and is a predicted model, not a curated record. Gene Ontology annotation, biological process: transmembrane transport. Lineage: Eukaryota; Metazoa; Chordata; Mammalia; Rodentia; Muridae. The transcript is spliced from 4 exons.
GCUGGCCAGAAGGAACAGGGGCUCAGAGCUCCAGGGACCCUUCCAAAACGCUGUACCGCACCAAAAACCCUUUGGAGCCACCAAGCUGGAGUCGGAAAUGGAGCCCCGUGGGUCCGGGGCCACGGCCGUUGAGCAGCACCUCCUCCAGGCUGAGACCCCAAGGAAGAGUGACCAAGUGGGAAGAACACUGCGCUGGUUCACCACUGUGGCGCUGAAUGCUGCCUUCCUGGGGAUGGGAGUGAGCGCAUCUGUGCUGGGACCCACAUUUCCAGACCUGGCAAGAAACGUGAACCGUAACAUCAGUAGCCUUUCCGAAAUCUUCGUGGGCCGCGCCCUCGGCUACUUGUGUGGCUCUGUGGUUGGUGGGGUGCUUUUCGACUGCAUGAAUCAUUUUCUACUUUUGGGGCUGUCCAACCUGAUCACCAUGGCCGGUCUUUACCUCACUCCUUUCUGUAAAACAGCUGCCUCACUGACUGCCAUGAUGUCUGUUACGGGUGUCUCUUUUGGUGUUCUGGAUACAGGUGGGAACGUCCUCAUCUUGGAUCUUUGGGGGGACAAAGAAGCCCCACACAUGCAGGCCUUGCACUUCAGCUUUGCCUUGGGUGCCUUUCUGGCUCCCCUGCUGGCUAAAUUGGCCUGGGGUACCACAGCAUCUGCUCAGAACCACACAGAGCCCCAAUUUGACCGUUCAGCCUUGAACCAAUCCUUUGAAGCCGCCUCAGACUCUGUGUUCGCGGUACCCGAUGACAUGAAUCUGCUGUGGACAUAUGCUUCUAUUGGCACCUAUGUCUUAGUAGUUUCUGUCUUUCUGUUUGCUCCUUUCUUUAAGAAAAGCUCAAGGCAGAAAAAGUCCUCAGCAUCUGCCCAGGGAGCUCGAAGGGCUAAAUAUCACUGGGCCCUGCUAUGCUUCCUCUUCCUCUUCUUUUUCGUCUAUGUGGGAGCCGAGGUGACCUACAGCUCUUUUGUAUUCUCAUUCGCCACCACCUAUGUUGGCAUGGAAGAGAGCGAGGCAGCUGGCUUGAACUCCAUCUUCUGGGGGACCUUUGCAGCCUGCAGGGGCCUGGCCAUCUUCUUUGCAACGCUCUUACAGCCUGGAACCAUGGUUGUAUUGUGUAACAUUGGCAGCCUGGUCGCGUCUUUCUUUCUGGUGCUUUUUGACAAGAGCCGUCUCUGUCUCUGGAUCGCGACGUCUGUGUAUGGAGCUUCAAUGGCCGCCACGUUUCCCAGCGGCAUCUCCUGGAUUGAGCAGUACACCACCUUAACUGGGAAGUCCGCAGCGUUUAUUCUGAUUGGUGCUGCUCUGGGAGUAAUGGCGACUCCUGCACUAUCUGGAAUUCUUCAAGGACACUAUCCAGAUCUCCCAGUAAUUCUGUACACUUGUCUGGGCUCGGCAGUGUUAACAACUGUUUUAUUCCCUGUGAUGUAUAAAGUAGCCACCUUACCUCUGGAUCAAAAGCAGGAAAGAAGCAUCAACAGUGAGGGCCAGAAAAUUUUACUUUCUAGCUCUAGACUAAUCAAGGAAGCUAAAUGAAAGCAGAAGGUGGAAAGGUGUGUGUGUGUGUGUGUGUGUGUGUGUUACACACAAUGGAUUUUGUAGUAGUUAAAAUGAAGAAUGAGACAUUCUGCAAUAGAAAUAUAAUAGAAUGGCUUUUAUAUAACCCAUAGCCGAGGUCUCCAAGCUACCCUCCUGAGAUGCUCUGCCGCCUAUGUCCUCGCCAGCUGACAGGGAGCAUGCAGUCCUGAGGAAUCAGGUCUCCUGAGACGCCUCACACUGCCUUUAUUGAAGGUAUCUCCAAAUCCAUGAUUCAAGUAAAAAGUAUUUCUAAAAUAAAAUCCAUGACUUCUAUGGUUCCUGUAAGACAGCUCUGAGAAAUUAACGUAAUUGCCAGCCCAUUCUUCAUUCCAAUGAAAUGAGACACAAAACAGAAACAGCUUUAAGAAUAUGCUCCUGGGCUGGACAGAUGGCUCAGUGGUUAAGAGCA